GGCUUGACGAAGUACUAAGGUGAGGAAUGUCUAAGAAAACAAAGAGGGUUGCUGAUGACGUGGGUGUCGUUGAUGAUGACUUGAAUGACAAGAACAACAAGAGAAGAAAACAUGCUGAUGCUGAGACUGAGGCUAAUGUUGAAGACUCAAGUAGUCAUUCACUUCAACUGUCUGACGUUGUCAAGAGUAGAGACUUAUCAUCCACUGUCUCAUCUGGCGACCAGGGUACCAAGUCAGUCAAAUUUGGAUUAGCUGAUAUUCUUUCUGUGGAGCAUGCUGUUAAUAACCUUCAAAAUGCCUUGAAGACCAUCUUGACAACGGCUGUAGAUGAGGAACAGCUGGAACAGUACAAGAGAGAAGAAGUGGAGUCGUUAGAGGCAUUAAUGGCACUUCAAAGAUCAAAAAUCACGCUUGCUGCUAUGCUCAAAACGCUAUAUAAUGCCGGUAAAUUACAAAUCUUUGAUCAGAUAACGAAUUUCGAGGAGUUACAUGGGAGUCUGUUUACCAAGGAAAAGGUUUCUCUCAAUGUUAAUGCUAAAGCUGAAAAUGGCGAUGAUGAAAUUGACAAUGACGAUGACGAUGAUCUGCAAGAUGGUCAGCUGCCAGCUCUUCCACCUAUCAAUGAUCCUGCGAUUCGGGCAAGAGUAUUCUUACACAAAUCAUUGGUGAAGGAUAAACAGUUCAUUUCUGGAAAGGAAGCUAUACAUACACAUAACGAGAGGUUAGAGUUCAUCGGAGAUUCUAUUCUUAACUAUAUCAUGUCACAGAUUUGUUACAAUGCAUUUCCAGAUGCCACUGAAGGUGAAAUAUCUCAAUUGAGAUCUAAACUUAUAAGCAACGCAACAUUACAAGAAUGGUCUGUGAAAUAUGGAUUCGAUCAAAAACUCAAGAUACACACAGAUGAUAGUAUCUUCAACGGUAAGCUGAAAGUAUACGCUGAUGUGUUUGAGGCGUACAUUGGUGGGUUGUUGACUGAAAGUCCAGACAACUACACUGUGGCAUAUAGAUGGUUGAAGAAAUUGGCUCAACCAAUACUCAAAAGAGGUCUAAGUGUUGAAAGAAAUAAAAAAAGUCCAAAGGCAUUGAAUCUAAAUGCAAAGGUUGAGCUCUACUCCUUAAUUGGUUACGCUGGUCUGGGAUUACAGUAUAAAACUAUCCAUAAGGAAAUUGAAAAUGGAACGAGUUGGUUCGUUGUUGAAUUAAGAACAAAGGACAACAGUCUUCUAGGUACAGGAUCUGCCAAGAACACCAAGGAAGCAGGCAUCAGGGCAGCUAUGGCAGCGUUGGACAAUAAAGAGUUGAUUGAAAAAUACAGCAGAAUGAGAGCAGCAAUCCCAAGAUCAACGUCGAAGGUUUCCUUAAGAGAGGGAGUGGACUCGCUGUAUAACAACCCGUCUCAGCUAAAUGAGGACUCCAUUGAUUCCGACAAACCUUCCCAAAGACAAACACCAACCCCAACUGGGUCAUCCGGCUCGUCCAAUUCUAAUAACGACACCCCUCAGAAGUUGAACAACUCAGGACUUACCUCAUCGGCUUCUUCUUCUUAUUCGUCAUGGGACAAUAAUAAAAACACCAAGAGAUCACGAUCCAAUAAUGGUCAAUGGAAACAAGACAAUUACAGACAAAAAUCUGCUUACAACUCAAGGCCAAACUCUUCUGGAUCAUCAUACAAAAAUGAAGGUAGUUAUGGUUCUGAUAGGUUUUAAACACUAUCGCUCUUUGGGCUCAAAUACCGUAUUACAAGAAUAAAUAGGGAAUUUAUCAAAAAUCAAAACUGGAAAC
Molecule: messenger RNA, 1782 nt
Organism: Williopsis jadinii
Lineage: Eukaryota; Fungi; Ascomycota; Saccharomycetes; Phaffomycetales; Wickerhamomycetaceae
Product: ribonuclease III
Exons: 1
Coding region: 27-1706 (559 amino acids)
Biological process (GO): rRNA processing; regulation of gene expression; primary miRNA processing
Cellular component (GO): nucleus
Molecular function (GO): ribonuclease III activity; double-stranded RNA binding
Source: RefSeq, a predicted model, not a curated record